UGUUUGGUUCAGUUGUUGUUUGGCAAGUUUUGUGCGCAUGCGCGGGACCGUUACAUGUGAGAGAAUCUGAGCUCUUAGCCGCCGGUGCAGCAUGGAAAGGAAAGUACUUGCACUUCAGGCGAGGAAGAAAAGGACCAAAACCAAGAAACCCUCCAAAAAGCCUGAUCCCCACCCGAGGGGAGCCGCGCAGCAGCCUGACUCACUGCAGGAGCAAGAUGAGGAGAUCUUGGGUUCAGACGAUGAAGAGCAAGAGGACCCUAAUGAUUACUGCAAGGGUGGAUAUCACCAUGUGAAAAUAGGCGACCUGUUCAACGGGCGGUACCACGUAAUCCGCAAGCUGGGAUGGGGUCACUUUUCCACUGUUUGGCUGGCCUGGGACACACAAGGGAAGCGUUUUGUGGCCAUGAAAGUGGUUAAGAGUGCCGAGCACUACACAGAAACAGCACUCGAUGAGAUCAAGCUCCUGCGAGCGGUCAGGAACACGGACCAGAAUGAUCCCAGCAGGGAGAAAGUGGUGCAGUUAUUGGACGACUUCAAGAUCUCAGGCGUGAACGGGACCCAUGUGUGUAUGGUGUUUGAAGUCCUCGGCCACCAUCUGCUGAAGUGGAUUAUUAAGUCCAACUACCAGGGCCUGCCUCUGCCGUGUGUCAAGAGCAUUAUUCGACAGGUUUUGCAAGGCCUGGACUACCUGCACACCAAGUGUAAGAUCAUUCAUACUGAUAUAAAGCCAGAGAACAUCCUGAUGGAUGUGAAUGAGGCGUAUGUCAAGAGACUGGCGGCGGAGGCCACAGAGUGGCAGAAAUCUGGAGCUCCACCUCCAUCUGGAUCCGCAGUGAGUACAGCUCCAGCCCCCAAACAAAUGGCCAAAAUGUCCAAGAACAAGAAGAAAAAGAUGAAGAAGAAACAGAAGCGUCAGGCUGAGCUCUUGGAGAAGAGGAUUCUGGAGAUCGAAGGACUGGAGAAAGGGCCUGAGGAAGAGGAGGAUGAAACGGAGACGCCCGACAGCACCCCAUCAGUCCCCAGCAGUCACACACUGCAUGACAUCACAGCCGAGGGCACGCUGGACGGAGUCUCAGAUGGUUGGUCUCAGCUCAGAGGCGGCGUCAACGGCCACAGCCCGGGCCUCGAGGACGAGCCGGGCCUCGAUCUCCAGCAGCAGAUGAAGGACGACACCCCCGUGAACCCCUACGACAGCGGCACCGAGGGCUCCGACCCUACUAACCCUUACCCAGCAUGCAACGGCACCGAAGAGAAAGAGCCCAGUCCUCCGUCCCCUGCCGCCACAGACGGUAAUGGACCUUUGAUUUGUGGCGUUGUUGAGUCACAGUGCCCUAGGGUGCAGGAUCAAGAGAGCCCCACGACGGAGCUGAACGGCUCUGUUGAGGGCCCCAGAGUGGAGGUGGGCCUCACCAUGGAGGUGGAUCCCAGCGCGCAGGCGGUCACAGAGGAGGAGAGCCUGAAGGACGCUAAGAAUGCUGCGGGAAACCUGCUCCUUAACCCCCUGGAGCCGCUGAACUCGGAGAAGAUCCAGGUGAAAAUCGCUGACCUGGGAAACGCCUGCUGGGUGCAUAAGCACUUCACAGACGAUAUUCAGACGCGGCAGUAUCGCUCUCUGGAGGUGCUGAUUGGAUCAGGAUACGGGACCCCAGCUGACAUCUGGAGCACAGCCUGCAUGGCAUUUGAGCUGGCGACAGGGGAUUACCUGUUUGAGCCUCACUCCGGAGAGGAUUAUUCCAGAGAUGAAGAUCACAUCGCGUUGAUUAUCGAGCUGCUGGGGAAGAUUCCUCGUAAACUCAUCAUGAAUGGCAAAUACUCCAAGGAAUUUUUCACCAAGAAAGGUGACCUAAGGCACAUCACCAAGCUGAAACCGUGGGGUUUGCAGGACGUGCUGGUGGAGAAGUACGAGUGGGCCCGAGACGAAGCCCAGAACUUCGCGGACUUCCUCAUCCCGAUGUUAGACCUCAUCCCAGAGAAAAGAGCCACGGCUGCCGAAUGCCUCCGUCACUCCUGGAUCGCCUCCUAGUGGCCAAAACCACACACAAACACACACACACAUGCGCACUUCUCUGAACUCAUGAAUGCUCACCACUGACAGACGCUGUCUUAAGAGCCGUUCCUGGUGUCCUGGCAGAAAUUAGCCGCAAGGACGAGAAGGUCCGGUCAAGCAGAUCUAAUCUGAAGUUGUUCGUCGUUGCUUUUUUACGUAAUUUCAGUGGUGAUUUCUCUAACAAUCACUUUUCUAUCAGUUUCCGUCAUAUCACAGGAUGGUUUGAAACGUGUCCGGGUUGAUUUGUCUUCUCGACAGGUUGGACUUUGUCAACUUAGUGUCCAUUUUCUUAAAAGCAAGAGUGUUUGGAGUAAAACGGACUCAGUAGCUGAUUGUAGUUUUUCUUCAGUGUUUUAACAAACGAUGUUUUCCUUGUCUUCACAGAGGGUUUCACAUCCAUGUCUGAAUGAAGGGAGCAUGAAGGGACAUUAUUGAAGUUCUGAGUGUCUUCAAAUUGAAUGUGAGCUACCGUACAGUGCAGGAGAAACACACACAUGUAGAUUUACCACAGAGGGCAAAAAUAAAAGGUUAGAAUUUCCCAUUUUGAUUUUAGGAUUAUCAUGGUUAGAAUAACUCGUCGUAUAACAGUAAUAAUGACCUUUAAUAUGUGAAUGCCAGGGAGGAGUUUUGGGAUCAAGGUUUUUUUGAGUAACAUAAUCUAAAAUCAGUGAGAACGUUUCACAUUGUGUACAUACUCAUACCAAAGAGUUGGUUCGUCACACGAUCAGUGUUGUACAGUCUUAAGCCCCAUUAUUUGUGUACAGUUUUGUUAUAAAUGAAUGGCUUAAGAAAAAUGUUUAAGAAUCACUGAUUCGGAGAUGCCUUGAAAUGAAUCUGUGCAUCUCUUGAUGCUUUUUCUUCCCAGUGUUGCUUCAAGCAAUAUUAGUUUUUGUCCUAGUUUAACUUUGAAAGGCCUUCGCGUUCUCUUGGAUAAGCCAGUUUCGUUUGAGCUUGAUCACAAACAUCAUCCUCUGCUUCUCUGCUCUCUGUUUUCAUGAAUGUCUCUGCUUUUGCUUGUUCAGCACUGAACUCAAAUUGUUUCUGUAGUAACUUUAAAUAAAGUUUUUGAAAUGGC
Messenger RNA from Pimephales promelas (fathead minnow), 3122 nucleotides. RefSeq names its product SRSF protein kinase 1b (gene srpk1b). The record is from RefSeq and is a predicted model, not a curated record. Lineage: Eukaryota; Metazoa; Chordata; Actinopteri; Cypriniformes; Leuciscidae. Gene Ontology annotation, molecular function: ATP binding; protein serine/threonine kinase activity. Gene Ontology annotation, biological process: spliceosomal complex assembly; regulation of mRNA processing; peptidyl-serine phosphorylation. Gene Ontology annotation, cellular component: cytoplasm; nucleus.